CCUGUGGGCAGGGUGAGGCUGUAUAUGAGGUGGUGUAAUAGCUGCGAGAGAUGUGGGGCAGCUGGAGGGGUACCAGAGCCAUAGGCUCAGGCAGGGGAGCCCUGCACUGUGGGGGGCUCGCGCAGGCUUAGCACUGGCUCAAGCAGUAAAGGUCCAUCAGGCCUGCUCUGUGUGUUAGGCGAUGUGGUGCUGGAUGAUGAGGUGUGUGCGUGGCAAAUGGGACACUCCUGUGACGGGGAGGAACUGUCACAGGAUUCCUGGGAUGGUGGCAAAGCAUCAUGAGCAACAGCAGAGGUGAUGGGAGAAAUUCCCAAUGGGUGAAAAGCAGGGGUGGUGUACUGGUAGAGCAAAAAGUGUGUGAGUGAGAGACAGUGGAAAAUAGUAUGAAAAAUAAAUCAUGCACUUAGACACAGAAAUCCCCAUUAAAGGUUCACCCUUAAAUCGAGAUAACACUCUUAUAAUCACUUGAUUUAACAUGAUGCUCACAAUAUUGAAAGGUGCAUAGGCAUAGAGCAAUACUAGUUACCUCUUUUCUAACAGUCGAUAGUUAAGGCUGGGCUUUUCAUUAUUUAUACAUGAUAUUUACUUCCUUCCUUCCUUGAAGCUGCUUGACCUGAUUUUUGGAAAAAUCAAAACCCGUUGGGAAUUAUGCACAUGUAGUAUUUUCUAAGGAAACAGACCCUCCAAGCAAUUUCAAAUGAAGAUACAAAAAAGCGUAUAUAGGUAGUAGCUGCUUUCUAAAGUUGUGAUUUUGGAUAUGUUAUGAAGUUCUUCUGGAUGAAUGCAAUUCCUUGCUGUAAAGGCUAUCCAGAUCCCUUGAUGUCUAGUACAUGCAAGGUGUUAUAAUACAAUCCAUAUUCCAUAUGCUUUUGCUUUAAUAAGAACUGAAAUCAAAGUGUUUGCUUACCUACUCUUAUUCUUCAAUUUCAUGAUUUGCUCUUACUGUUGUCUUUUUCUACCAUCUGUCCUGUCACAUGUCACAGAGACCCUUAGCAUCUCACACAAAGGAAUGUCUGCAGUUGGUGUGGAAUUGAAGAAAAUUGGCACUGCCUGAUCUUCAGUCUUAAUUUGUAAGAGGGCCAUGCUGUAAAAUAUGUCAGAGAUGGGUAGAGAACUGUCGAAGGGCAGAUUUAGAAGAUAAAACUCCAGAUCAACUCAACAAGCAUUACAGAUUGUGUGCUAAACAUUUUGAGACAUCUAUGAUAUGCAGAAGUAGCCCAUACAGAACGGUUUUACGGGAUAAUGCUGUGCCAACUAUAUUUGAUCUUACAAGUCACUUGAACAAUCCCCACAGCAGACAUAGGAAAAGGAUAAAAGAGCUGAGUGAAGAUGAAAUAAGAACAUUGAAGCAGCAAAAGAUUGAUGAUGCUUUUGAACGGAAACAGGCAACUCAAGAAUCGAAUGAAAACAGUGAGCAAAAUGCUGUCUCAGAGGAAGGAGGGGAAGAACAAGAGGAAAAAGCUGUCCCCUUAACACUGGAAGAAAGAGAAAACAAAGAUUACCUUAAAUCAUUAUUUGAAAUUUUGAUCUUAAUGGGUAAACAAAAUAUUCCAUUGGAUGGCCAUAAUGUUGAUGAACUUCCAGAAGGUAUUUUUACUUCAGAUAACUUUCAGGCUCUACUGGAAUAUAGAAUAAAUGGUGGCGAUGAAGUUCUGAGGAAACGAUUUGAGAUGACUGCAGUCAACCUUGAAUAUUGUUCGAAAACUCAGCAGAAACAAAUGCUUGAGAUCUGUGAAAACUGUGUUAGAGAGGAGACACUGAGGGAAGUAAGAGACUCACACUUCUUUUCUAUUGUCACCGAUGAAGUAGUAGACAUAGCAGGAGAGGAACAUUUGCCAGUGUUGGUGAGGUUUAUUGAUGAUUCUCACAAUCUAAGAGAAGAAUUUAUAGGAUUUUUACCAUAUGAGGCUGAUCCUGAAAUUUUAGCUGUUAAGUUCCAUGCAACUAUUACUGAAAAGUGGGGUCUAAACAUGGAGUACUGUCGGGGUCAAGCCUACAUUGUCUCCAGUGGAUUUGCUUCUAAAAUGAAAGUUGUGGCUACGAGACUCUUGGAAAAGUAUCCACAAGCUGUGUAUACACUAUGUUCCUCGUGUGCCUUAAAUGUUUGGCUGGCAAAAUCUGUUCCUGUUGUUGGUGUUUCUAUUGCAUUAGGAACAAUUGAAGAAGUUUGCUGUCUUUUUAAUCAGUCUCCACAAUUACUAGUAGAACUGGACAACACAAUUUCUGCUCUUUUUCAGGACAAUGAUGAGAAGGGUAAUGAGUUGAAGAAGAUCUGCCGUUCUCAGUGGACAGGCAGGCAUGAUACUUUUGAGGUACUAGUGGACCUCCUGCAAGCACUGGUACUGUGCUUGGAUGCUGUGAGCAGUGACUUCUCUGUCAGGUGGAACAACUUCAUUGUUGGUCGAGCAUUUGUACUUUCAAGUGCACUAACAGACUUUGAUUUCAUUGUCACUAUUGUAAUUAUGAAAAAUGUUCUGUCUUUUACAAGAGCAUUUGGAAAAAAUCUCCAGGGACAAACAUCAGAUGUGUUCUUUGCAGCUGGCAGUUUAACAGCAGUAUUGCACUCUCUGAAUGAAGUGAUGGAGAAUAUUGAAGUUUACCAUGAAUUUUGGUUUGAGGAAGCCACAAAUUUAGCUACAAAACUGGAUGUACAAAUUAAACUGCCAGGAAAAUUUCAUAGGGCACAACAGGGGAACUUUGACCCUGAUAUGACAUCAGAAAAUUACUACAAAGAAAUCCUAAGUGUCCCAACAGUAGAGCAUAUUAUUCAAGAAUUAAAAGAUAUUUUCUCAGAACAACAUUUAAAAGCUCUUAAAUGUUUAUCAUUAGUGCCCUCAGUCAUGGCACAGCUCAAAUUCAAUACGUCUGAGGAGCAUCAUGCUGACAUGUUCAAAAAUGACUUGCCCAAUCCAGACACACUUUCUGCUGAGCUUCACUGUUGGAGAAUCAAGUGGAAGCACAGAGGAAAAGAUAUUGAACUUCCAGCUACUAUUUAUGAAGCUCUUCACUUGCCCGACAUAAAGUUUUUCCCUAAUGUUUAUGCAUUGCUUAAAGUCUUGUGCUUACUUCCAGUGAUGAAGGUGGAGAAUGAAAAAUACGGAAUAGGACGAAAGCGCUUGAAGGCAUACCUGAAAAACACCUUGACAGGGCAAAGGUCAAGCAACCUUGCUUUGUUGAACAUAAACCUUGACAUAAAACAUGACUUAGAUUUGAUGGUGGAUACUUAUAUUAAACUCUACCCAGAUAAAGUGGAAUUUCAAGACUGUAUUCCUUCAAACAAUUCUGAAGUAACAGAUGAUGCCUAACUUUUUAAGCGCUAACCAAUCUGUUGAAACAGCUUCUUCUUAAUUAAGUUUCAAAGCUGGGGAAAAAAAAACCUGAUUAAAUCUUAAAAAAUCACUGCAGUUGUGUUUUCAUUUUAGGCCUUGGGCUGAUCAAGCUGUGGUCAAAGACCUAAAUUACGUGUUGAUAGUCCAUACUACAUGUGUUUGGCAAACAAAAUCAAGCCUGACACAAGCCUAUGCUCUUGGCAGAGGUGCUUUCUACAUCUGAUUGACUUAACUAGGUGCUCGUUUACUUUAUUGCAUCAUGGGAAAAGUACAUUAUGAUUGUAGAUCUGAUGGGGCUGUUACAUAUUCACUGAUUAAUUAGGAUAAGAAAGAAACUCAAACUAUUAAAAGGAGUAUAAUCUAUUUCAGUUCUGUUACUUACGAUUUUUUUUAAAAAUCCAAACUUUUAAGAAAGUCUUUGAUGUAUAUUUAAGUGGCACUUUGGAGAGUGGAUUCAGCUAUUGCACGAUCCCCAUGCUGUGAACAGGUCUUGGUGUAAAGUGAAUGUCAGUGAUAGAGGGGUACAUUUUAACAUUUUGUUGGAAGAGUCAACCUCUUUCAUCUCUUGAUGACUGUUUACAUUCCUUUGUGUCAGACACAAAACUUUUUUCUUUAGGCUUAAAAGGCAUGGCAGGAGUAUUUAAAUUCUUAAAAGACACAAAAAACUUAAAAUUUAUUCCACAAAUGUUUAAAUCUGUUUGCUCUGUCCCAACUCUGACACAAACCCAUCCAUCUUAUAGUAUGUUUAUUUGUAAACUCACUCUGGAAAGACUAAAAUAAGAGUUUGUUGUUUGUCUAGAAGUAAGAUUGAAAAUAUUGCUGUUAUUUUUGGUGAGAAUGAAACUUUUUUGUACAGUUUAUGGAAAUUUAAAAUAAAAUGUGAAUUGUUUUUUACAUAGCA
Molecule: messenger RNA, 4230 nt
Organism: Vidua chalybeata
Lineage: Eukaryota; Metazoa; Chordata; Aves; Passeriformes; Viduidae
Gene: THAP12
Product: THAP domain containing 12
Exons: 5
Coding region: 1200-3305 (701 amino acids)
Molecular function (GO): protein dimerization activity
Source: RefSeq, a predicted model, not a curated record